AUGUGUCGGAGCUCGUCCUACUUCUCCUCAUGCCGCAGCCCAUUUCGAGGCUGCAGCAAAGACCCUACCCCGUCUCCAACCAAUACUUACUCUCUACUCACUCCAGGCCUCAUAAUCGCCGCCUCCGUCCUCGUCGCCGCGGGCAUCGCCUUCUACGAGAACCCCCAAGUCCGGCAAUGGGUCGACCAAUCGCGUCGGAAGAUCGCCAUCGCGCUAUACAGCCUCGGCGAUGAGCUACAACCUGAGCGCAGCAACAACCAGUCACAGCGUCAGUCCGAGGAGCACCGACGGAGACGACGCGAGGAGAUCGUGAGGCGAAACCGGAGGGAGCUGAUCAGGAGAGCACAGGAGGAGGGCGUCGCUGUCGAUCUCGACGAGCUAGAAAGGGUAGGGAGGGAGGCAGAGGAGGAGCUAGGAAGAACGACCACGCAGCGCAGCAACGCCAGCAGAAGCUUCGAUGAGCUGGUUGGGAGCGAUGGCAGACUUCACCAGUCUUGCGGCCUAGAUGAGGGCGAAGACGAAGAUCUCAAGGCCGCGAUAGCCGCAUCGCUGGCCGAUAUGGAAGAGCAGCAGAGAAAGGAGGCCGCUGAGAUCGCCACCGCUCUCGAGGCAAGUGAAGCUGCUCAGCGCCUUCGUCGUCGCGGUGCAGGCGCUCGUGGACUUGCCGCCGGUGCAGCGUUCGGCAACCCCUUCGCGGACGACGACGUCCAGCUCCUGUUCGACCAGGAGUUGAUCGACAUCGGCCGGGACGAAGCUCCCCAUGCAGAGGCAGACACGGCUAGGGUCUCACGUGAGAGCACAGAGACGCUGGCGGGUGUGGAAGUGGCUGUAUGGAGCCAGCUCGUCGAUACUUCUGAGCCCGAUCCGGCGAUCUCGGUCCCAGAGCUGCCGCAGGUCCAGCGCCAGCCUGAGAUGUCGCAGAUUUCGUCCGUGCCUGCUAUUUCUGAGCCGCUUGAUGCAUCUUACGCCUCCUUCCACUCUACCGCUACUGGACCCGUGGCUGCUGAGGAGAUUCAUAGCACAGGCACGCUUACCCCGACGGAGGACGGCUUCUCAACUGCCGCGUCGCUUACUGGCAGCAACGCGGAUGACGUUGCUGUGCUAGCGUCCGUCAAUGGCUCUCUCGCUGGUUCGGUGUCCGGUGCGGAUCAGGAUGGUCGUAGUGAGGCUGGCUUUUCGGAAGGUGGCUUCAGCGAGGUCAGCGCUGGCGUCAUGACGCCGAGUAGCUGGAGUGAGAUUGGGAGCGAUGAGGGGAGCGAGUGGAAUCAGGGGCACGGUCAGGGUGUGGCUGGUCACUGA
Coniosporium apollinis CBS 100218 is the source of this 1299-nucleotide messenger RNA. RefSeq lists its product as uncharacterized. The record is from RefSeq and is a predicted model, not a curated record. Lineage: Eukaryota; Fungi; Ascomycota; Dothideomycetes. The coding region runs from base 1 to 1299 and encodes 432 amino acids. The transcript has a single exon.